UCUCGGAAGGAAAAAAAAAAAUACUAUUCGAAAGAUUAUUUUAAGCAAAAUAAUCAACAGAAAGUGCAAUAAAAAUCUGAUCUUAAAACAUGUGUUCGUCGUUAACACCAUCCAACAUCUCUGUGAAUGUCCCUUGAGAUACGUUUGUUUCGAUUUCUAAUCUUUCUUGGAUUUCUGGGUUUUUCUUUUGUCAUCUUCUCAAUCUCCAUGGAGACUACAGCUCCCGAUGUACAUGUACAAAAAGAGAUCAAGAAAGAGGUUUAUUCGGUGUGGGCGCUUCCACCAGAAGACGUGAGGCCCAGGCUGAAAAACCUGAUGGAGGGCCUCAGAUCGGAGUCCGGCGGACCGGAGUUUGAGCCUCACGUGACAGUCGUCGGGGCCAUUUCUUUGACGGAGAAUGAGGCACUUGACAUGUUUAAGAGGGCUUGUGAGGGCCUCAAGGCUUAUAAUGCUACUGUGGACAAAGUUGCCACUGGAACUUUCUUUUACCAAUGCGUUUUUCUUUUGCUUCAUCCAACGCCUGAGGUGGUUGAGGUACGUUCACACUGCAGCAAUCAGUUUGGUUACAAGAGCUCAACACCUUACAUGCCACACUUGAGCCUCCUUUAUGCGGAUUUGACAGAUGAGGAGAAAAAGAAAGCCCAAGAUAAAGCUUACGUCCUUGAUGAGAGCAUCGGCAGUUUGAACUUUCAGAUUUCUCGUCUGGCAUUAUACAAAACAGACACUGAAGAUAAAAGCCUCAAAUCUUGGGAGAAAGUGGCCGAAAGCGACCUCAAACAUUACUAGUUUCCUGGCAUCUGGACUCCUUAGUGAUACUAAGUUAUGCUGGCGCCUCGCUGUUUCUAUAGAAGGUUCUAUUUGUACCAUUUUUGUAGUUGGGAACUGAUUGUGCAAUUUUAAUAACAGAAAUGUGAAAUGUUAUUAGGAGCUUGUUUGAUAAAACUUAAAAGCCAAUUAAAAUCAAUUUUGACCGUUAUUUUAAUAUUUCGGUUAUUAUUUUUGAA
Olea europaea var. sylvestris is the source of this 1004-nucleotide messenger RNA. RefSeq names its product cyclic phosphodiesterase-like. Bases 127 to 786 code for a protein of 219 amino acids. The record is from RefSeq and is a predicted model, not a curated record. Gene Ontology annotation, biological process: cyclic nucleotide metabolic process. Gene Ontology annotation, molecular function: 2',3'-cyclic-nucleotide 3'-phosphodiesterase activity. NCBI's taxonomy places the organism in Eukaryota, Viridiplantae, Streptophyta, Magnoliopsida, Lamiales, Oleaceae. The transcript is spliced from 3 exons.